Molecule: messenger RNA, 231 nt
Organism: Ustilaginoidea virens
Lineage: Eukaryota; Fungi; Ascomycota; Sordariomycetes; Hypocreales; Clavicipitaceae
Exons: 1
Coding region: 1-231 (76 amino acids)
Source: RefSeq, a predicted model, not a curated record
AUGUGCACAAAUGCACAUACCGGUCCAUCCACGCCACACGCCACACGCCACACGCCACUACGCGCCACGGUUGAUGCUUUGGCCAAGGGAUAUGGCCCUGAAGCAAUCCGCGGCUUGUCACAGGGUAUCAAACCGCCCAUCCCUUUGACUGUGUUAAGGUGCAGCUUUUGUAACGGACCAGGGUUUAAGCCAAUAGAAAACCGUAGUUUAAAGGGUACCUUAGCAGACUAG